Molecule: messenger RNA, 1526 nt
Organism: Actinia tenebrosa (Australian red waratah sea anemone)
Lineage: Eukaryota; Metazoa; Cnidaria; Anthozoa; Actiniaria; Actiniidae
Product: thioredoxin domain-containing protein 5
Biological process (GO): protein folding
Cellular component (GO): endoplasmic reticulum
Molecular function (GO): protein disulfide isomerase activity
Source: RefSeq, a predicted model, not a curated record
GUUAUUGAGUCAACGUGUUAGCUACAUUCAAGAUGGCGGACAUUUGGUUUGUUGUUUGGUGUUUUUUGCCUUUCAUAUCUUAUUCCAUUCAAGGAGAAGCCCCAACAUUAACGGGUAUAAACUUUGAACAUAAAGUAUUUAGAAGUCCUCAUUUUGUGAUGUUCUACGGGCCAUGGUGUGAACACUGUAAGAACAUGAUGUCGGCAUGGAAUGAUUUAUCCGAUCAAUAUGCAAAGCGAGAUAAGCUACAUGCAAUUAACAUUGUUAAGGUUGAUUGUACAGCUGAUACUCCUUUAUGUGCUAAGCAAAACAUCAAAGCAUAUCCAACCCUGCGACUGUAUCAUGAAGGAUUCACCAAGAGAUAUAACGGGAAGAGAAGUGUUGCUGAAUUCAUGAAAUUUGUCAACCAGCUGGUAUUUAAAGAGGUUGUCAAUAAAGAUUCAGUCACUGUUGUCAACAAUGUCAAAGUUUUGACCAAGAAGAAUUUUGAUGAGCAAACAGAAAUAGGACUACACUUUGUUAAAUUCUAUGCUCCAUGGUGUAUCCACUGCAUCAAGCUUGCACCUAUCUGGGAGUCCCUGGCAACCAAAUACAAAGACUCGCCUGAUAUAUCGAUUGCAAAGAUAGAUUGUACAGCAGAAGGAGCAAAGUGCAGUCAGCAUAAUGUGAAAGCAUUCCCAACACUCAAGCUCUUUAAAGAUGGAAAAGAGAUAAACCAAUACACGGGUGGACGGGCAUUAAAAGAGCUGGAGACAUUUGUGAUGUCACAGAUAGCUUUCAAUAUCAGGCCAGCUACAACUGACAGCACACAGUCGACUAUUGAACAUGUAGACCACUCAGCCAAUGAAGAACCACCACCACCUGCUACGGAAGACAGUGAAGAAGAUAUGAUUAAACCUUAUCAGCUGAAUGAAAASAACUUUGACUCCUUGGUUUCCUUUGGUACCACAUUUGUCAAGUUCUAUGCACCUUGGUGUAGACAUUGUAAGAUUCUUGCUCCAACCUGGGAACAACUGGCCAAGAAAUGUGCUGAAACAGCUGCAGGACCAAAGAUUGCCAGGGUGGACUGCACUGCUGAAGAAAAACUCUGUCAAACCUUUGGGAUUAACGGUUACCCCACCCUCACUCUCUUCAAAGAUGGUCAACCAAAACAAGAAUACAAUGGCAACAGAGACUUGGAAAGUUUGUAUAGGUUUGUGAUGCAACACCAUGACAAAGAAGAAUUAUAGAUAUAAAACUGCAUGCUAAUGUUAUCUUACUCUUAGCAUUCUCUGUCCUGAGGAAAAUAGCCCCUGAGGGAGGGGGAGGGGGAGGAAGGGGGUGGAUCCUGAUGAGAGUCGUUUUCUCAUGGUAAGAAUAAUUUGUUUUUGCAAGAGCUAAAGUUAAGUAAUGGUUAAACCUCUGGUGCAGAGAUUAAGGCACACACUACCAGCGGCCUUGACUGUAAAUAGUUUUAUAAAUUAUAAAUAUUGUUAUUAUUGAUAUGAUAAAGAUCCCAAAUAAAAGGGAAAUCGUUGAAUACUCAA